AUGAAAGAAUUAGUGGGAAGAUCACGAAAUGAAAGGAAGCUUGAUGGAAUUUACAAUAAACAAAGGGAGGCACUCCUGCAACAGUACAGAAACCAAAGAGAAAGAAACAAUGAUAUAUAUGCCAAUUUAAACAAAAGGAAGGCCAAUGAGACUAUUCCCUUCCCAGAAAUAUAUGAGAAAAAAAGAAAAAGUGACAAACUGAAAGAGGUGGAGAUAUCUAAAAAUAGUAAAAACAAGAGAGGAGAUAAUGUGAAGGGAGAAGAACAAACCAAACAAUUGGAUAACGCAAAUGAGAAAAAUAAACGAAGUAAUAACAACGUUACUCUAUUUAAAGGGAUCCAUAUGAUUAUAUAUAGAUAUAUUUUUUCAAAAAACAAGUUCGUUAAAAGUGUAAAUUUAUUCAUAAAUCUCUGCAUUAACUAUCUUAAUAAUGAAAAUAAAAAUGUUUUCUUUUUUGCCUUUGAUAAAAUAGUGGAAGUUUUCCUUCGGAAUUAUAUCCACGAUGAUGAUGGACACACAACAACACACAACAUCUACACGGUUUAUAGUGAGGACGAGCUCCACAUAAAAUGCAUGGUUUCUCUUUUUGACAAGGUCAUUAACAAAAUUAUAGACAAUCGAUUUCAAAUAAACACGAAUACCUCUAAGUCGGACGAAGCAGGAAAUAAUGAUAUGCAAUCUACCAACAUGGAUGGUAAGAUGAAAGAGCCCCUCAAUAGGGACGGAGUUAUUGAAGCCACGCAAUGCAAUGACGAAGAGGGGAUACCCAAUCGAGCACCCCCCCAAGGAACACCACAGUCAAAAACCGUAGAUCUAACGAAACAGGAAAAAAAAUAUCUUAAAGCUCUUAAAAUUAAAGUGUACUACCUCAUCAUUUUGUACAAGCUUAAUGAUAAUUUUAUUUUCAAUAAAUUAAUUAGUAUAUAUAGACAGAUUUGGGAGGAGCUACUGACGGAGUAUGAACAUUUUGAUGAGGCUGUGUGUGAAGAGAGAAGGAAGAAACCCGCACCGGGGGGAGAGAAUACCACAUUAAGUGAAGGUGAUGAUAUGACCACCUCCGAUGCUGCGGAUAGCGCACACGAACUGGCAGAUGAUGAGAACUUCCUGCACCUCCAGGACAAGUGGACCCUACCGGACGACUACGAACUUUUUAAGAUAAAACGAAGUGCAUUCGUUAAGUGUAUGUCGAAAGUAUUUAACUUUAUCCAUGUCAAAUGGGCCAGUACCUUGGUGGAGAGCCUGCUUUUAGAUGUGUAUUUUAAAAGACAUAUUUUUGAUACAUGUGAUGAAAUAGUCAUUGAGAAGCUUCAAUCUGCAGCGAAAGUAAAUAUGAACAAAAGAAAAAUUUCUACUCAUUCACCCCAUGUUUUAUCCAUAGGAGAAUCUCUAAAUCCGGUGGUGGAUGCUCGGGCCGAGAAAAUAGUGUCUCUCCAUGGUUCACACGUUUGGUCCACGAAGCAGAUGGAGCGCUAA
Messenger RNA from Plasmodium knowlesi strain H, 1473 nucleotides. RefSeq lists its product as uncharacterized. Bases 1 to 1473 code for a protein of 490 amino acids. The record is from RefSeq and is a predicted model, not a curated record. Lineage: Eukaryota; Apicomplexa; Aconoidasida; Haemosporida; Plasmodiidae. The transcript has a single exon.